Messenger RNA from Camelus dromedarius (Arabian camel), 1422 nucleotides. RefSeq lists its product as uncharacterized. The transcript is spliced from 6 exons. Gene Ontology annotation, molecular function: mRNA 3'-UTR binding; G protein-coupled receptor activity; single-stranded telomeric DNA binding. Gene Ontology annotation, cellular component: catalytic step 2 spliceosome; membrane. The record is from RefSeq and is a predicted model, not a curated record. Gene Ontology annotation, biological process: G protein-coupled receptor signaling pathway; mRNA transport; mRNA splicing, via spliceosome. NCBI's taxonomy places the organism in Eukaryota, Metazoa, Chordata, Mammalia, Artiodactyla, Camelidae.
AUGGCUCUGUGCUUGUGUGCCAUCACGGCUGCGGUCUUGUGGGUCAUUGAGAAGCGCCAAGAAGCACCCCUCGUCACGGCCGUGGAGACCUGCUCCAUCGUGGCUUCCAGCCUUUGGGAAAUGGCUGAAAGGAAUAAGGCUGGAACGAAGGAAAACUCAAAAGCGCCCCCUUUGGAGAAGAGAAAGACAAGAGAGGAAAAAUUCCCUCAACUCUUUGUUGGCGGCUUGAGCUCUGAAACCACAGAAGAGAGUCUGAGGAACUACUACCGGCAGUGGGGAAAACUUAGAGGCUGCGUGCUCAUAAGGGACCCUGAAACCCGGAGAUCAAGAAGAUUUGGUUUUGUGACCUUCUCCUCCACGGCCGAGGUCGAUGCCGCCAUGGCUGCCAGACCCCAUUCAAUUGAUGGGAAAACGGUCGCGCCCAGACGUGCUGUGCCAAGGGAGGGCCGCGAAAAGCCGGAGGCUGUCCUCACUGUGAAGACGCUGUUUGUGGCUGGAAUUCAAGAAGACACCGAGGAACAUCAUCUUAGAGAUUACUUUAAGAAAUACGGAAAAAUCGAUGCUAUUGAGAUAACCAUUGACAGGCAGGCUGGCAACAGAAGAGCCUUUGGAUUUGUUACCUUUGAUGACCAUGAUUCUGUGGAUAAGAUUGUGUUGCAGAAACACCACAGCAUCAAUGGCCAUCGUGCAGAAGUCAGAAAGGACGUGUCUAGACAAGAAAUGCAGGAGGGCGUGGAGGUGGCAGUUUUGGAGGUAGCCCUGGUUAUGCAGGAGGAAGGGAAAGAUAUGAAGGUGAAGGAUCCGUGCAUGGCAACCAGGGUGAGGGCUCCGGAGGUGACUGUGACAAAUCUGGGGGAGGAACUAGUGGAAGUGGAAAUGGCAAUGAUUUAGGAAACGAUCAGCAGAAACCUAAGAGCAAUUUACAGGAGAGUAGAAAACUUGAUGAUAGCAGAAAUGUGGGAGGAUCUUCCGGUGGAGAAGACCAUUGUCCAGGAGGCAGUGGAGGAGGUGGGGUUCAGUCCUUUGCACGCCGCGUGCAAGACGGAUUACGGCGACUGUUUGCUAGACCAGAAGCCGAGUGUCUACAGAGAUGGGGACCUGCAGCUCAAUGGCCCUGAAGCUCUGAAGCUUCUGAAGCUCAACGGCUCUCAUUUGGCACCGAGACACCCCAUAGUCAAGGCCAAUAGUCGGGCUCUCAGCUACGUCCUGCUCAUCUCCCUCCUCCUGUGCUUCCUCUGCUCCUUACUCUUCAUUGGCCGUCCCAACACAGCCACCUGCAUCCUCCAACAAGUCACAUUUGGAGCUGUGUUCACUGUGGCUGUUGCCACUGUGUUGGCCAAAAUCCUCAAUGUGAUUCUGGCAUUCAAGUCCAUGAAACCAGGCAGAACCAGGAGGCGACCGCUGGUGACAGGUGCUGUCUAA